This is a messenger RNA of Aspergillus niger, 1773 nucleotides long. RefSeq lists its product as uncharacterized. The record is from RefSeq and is a predicted model, not a curated record. Gene Ontology annotation, biological process: L-phenylalanine catabolic process. Gene Ontology annotation, cellular component: cytoplasm. Bases 1 to 1773 code for a protein of 590 amino acids. NCBI's taxonomy places the organism in Eukaryota, Fungi, Ascomycota, Eurotiomycetes, Eurotiales, Aspergillaceae. Gene Ontology annotation, molecular function: ammonia-lyase activity. The transcript has 4 exons.
AUGAAUACUCUGCUUAUCCACCAUUGGACCGCCCUCAACAAUGCCCUGUCCUCCAACGAUAUUGGGCGCGAUCUGGAUGGCAAGACCUUGGACUUAGCCACCGUCGUUGCCGGUGCACGAUAUGGAAAACGCGUGUCGCUUUCACAAAGCACCCGCAAGCACGUUCAACGGUCGGAAGCGGUGUUGAGGAAACAUUUGGCGGACGGGGAGCUAAUCUACGGCGUCAAUACGGGUUUCGGCGGUAGUGCCGAUACAACCACAGAUGCCGUGAACAAGCUGCAAGAGAAUUUACUACAGAUGCUCCAGGCUGGUGUCAAACUGGAUGGGUCGAGCCCGGACAUCCUCCCCCUGGACGAUCCAAUCUCCGCGACCAUCAUGCCAGAGUCUUGGACCCGAGCAACCAUGAUUAUCCGGUUAAACUGCCUUGCCUCUGGAUCAUCCGGCAUCCGGCAGUCGGUCUUGGACGUGCUGCUCCGGAUGAUAGAGCAACAUAUCACACCCCGAGUUCCAUUGAGAGGCAGUAUAUCGGCCUCUGGUGAUCUCAGUCCACUAUCAUACAUCGGUGGAGCGAUGCAAGGGCACCCCUCUAUUCACGUCUGGAAGCGCGGCCGCAGCUCCGAUUGCCAAGUCAAAGGGGCUGAUGUCGCCCUCAAAGAGAGUUCAAUACCGUUUGUCUGUCUAGAUGCGAAAGAAGGCCUGGCAAUCGUGAACGGAACGGCGACCUCUGCAGCCGUGGGUGGGCUGGCUUUGCAUGAGACCCUUGGCCUUGCUGCUCUGAGUCAGGUUCUUGCAGCGAUGAGUGUCGAAGCUUUACACGGUACUAGCGAAAGCUUCGAUCCAUUCUUUGCAAAAGUUCGCCCUCACCCCGGACAAACAACGGCUGCCAAGAAUUUGUACAAAUUUCUUUCCAACUCGAAGCUGCUCAAUGACGGAAAUGAUUUCGGACAGGGAAGCCUACGACAAGAUCGGUACUCGAUUCGCACAUCUGCGCAAUGGAUGGGUCCACUUCUUGAAGACUUGGAACUGGCAUAUCAGCAGAUCUCCGUGGAGCUGAAUUCGGUAACGGACAACCCUCUCAUCGACACGGCUGGUGAUAAUGCUCGUAUUCUACACGGUGGCAAUUUCCAAGCGAAGUCAAUCACGAGCGCCAUGGAGAAAACCAGGCAGGCCGUUCAAUCUAUGGGCCGUAUGCUCUAUGCACAAUGCACAGAGCUGAUCGAUUCGUCCAAGAACAAUGGCUUGCCUCCUAAUUUGUCUGCCGAUGAGCCUAGUCUGUCGUUCACAUUCAAGGGUGUAGAUAUCAUGAUCGCUGCGCUACAGUCAGAGCUAGGAUUUCUCGCAAAUCCUAUUGGGAGCCACGUCCAGACAGCCGAAAUGGGAAACCAGGCAUUGAACUCGCUUGCCCUGAUAUCGAGUCGCUACACUUUAGACGCAGUUGCUGUCUUGUCACAAAUGGCAGCUGCCCACCUCGUGGCUACCUGCCAGGCUCUCGACCUCCGUGUGAUCAACAUCCAGUUCAUGCGAACCCUAGAACAGGACUUCAUGAAGUUAUUUGGCGACAGCUUCCAAGUCAACGCAGUGCCUUUCAAGAAUAUUCUGGCUAUCUCCAAGGAAGCCUGGGACGCCUUUGCCAAGCAGGUGGAACAGUUACAGUCCGUCGACUCCUGCAGUCGAUUUCACCAAGCUGCUCGCGCUAUUCUGCCCAUUUUCAUUAUGGCAUUGCCACAAAGCGCUGCUCCCCAGCCAUUAUCCAAUCAUGGAUCGAUCGUCUAG